UUUUUCUCAAUAAAAAAAUGUAAACAGAGAAAUUCUUAUGUGAAAACACAUGAAUUUAAAGGCGGUCCUUUUGCGACGUUUUCAUCAUUGUGGAGAUGUGGAGCUAUGUUAUGUUAUUUCUUUUGUCUGCGGAGAUAGUGGACGCAAACAUAAGAAACUCAACGAACGAAAAGUUUUCGUUUGCCGUAAAUUUUAGCGAGCGACAAAUUGGUACCAUAAUUGGCGUUGUAUUACUGAUAUAUUUAAUUGGAUGCGUGUUAAUUUUACUCUCUUCAAGCACAACAGGAAGCACUGGUUUUCAUACCAAAAAUAUACAAUUUGCAAUCAAUAAAAAUGGAUUCAAAGAUGAAUUUUCCCCUCAAACAGCACGAAGAAGAAGACUGACCACGAAGUCAAAAGCGUCCUGAUGGUUGACAGUGCAUGACGAAAAAUCUGGCGUCUGAUUGGCUAAUGCUGAACGGAAUGUUUCUAUGAUUGGUCAAUAUUAGACCUUAGUCUUACCUGGUUGAGCGGAAAACAUUAGCUUCGUUUGAAUUCAAGCUAAUUUAUAACACUUAGAGAAUAAACAUUUCAAACUUACUAAGAAUAUCACAGAGUCGUUUCUUCCGGACUAGUAACUUCAACCAUUUUCUUUUCUUUCUUUCUUCGCUUAAGCGAACGAAAUCUAGAAGUUGCGUUAAGUCGUUUCGUAAAGUCGUGGAGUUUAAACUUCCGCUGCGCUCACCUGAAAUUAAAAUAGUAACCGUAAGCACCUGGGAACAAAGUUGGUAGAUAUACAGGUAAAAAGCAGGCAAAAAACAGCCGCACAGAUAGAGCACUGUAAUUUUGAUGAUUAGGUUGCUAUAAAUAGUUCUAGCCACUAUAAACAAA
Molecule: messenger RNA, 870 nt
Organism: Hydractinia symbiolongicarpus
Lineage: Eukaryota; Metazoa; Cnidaria; Hydrozoa; Anthoathecata; Hydractiniidae
Exons: 3
Coding region: 96-407 (103 amino acids)
Source: RefSeq, a predicted model, not a curated record